Molecule: messenger RNA, 1047 nt
Organism: Triticum turgidum subsp. durum (durum wheat)
Lineage: Eukaryota; Viridiplantae; Streptophyta; Magnoliopsida; Poales; Poaceae
Source: the annotation of a GenBank genome assembly
AUGGCUACACAAGGCAGAACCGGUGUAGCCCUCACCGCGGCGCUGUGCGCCAUGUGCUUGCUGCCGGUGCUGGCCACGGCGCAGCUCCGGGUGGGGUUCUACCAGAAGAGCUGCCCCAACGCGGAGGCGCUUGUCCGGCAGGCCGUCGCGGCCGCCUUCGCCAAGGACGCUGGCAUCGCCGCCGGCCUCAUCCGGCUCCAUUUCCAUGACUGCUUCGUCAGGGGAUGCGACGCCUCUGUCCUGCUGGCCACCAACCCCGGCGGGGGCAGGACAGAACGGGUGGCUCCUCCGAACAACCCCAGCCUCCGUGGCUUCGAGGUGAUCGACGCCGCCAAGGCCGCCCUCGAACGGAGCUGUCCCCGCACCGUCUCCUGCGCCGACAUCCUGGCCUUCGCCGCCCGCGAAAGCAUCACCCUCACCGGCAACGUCGUCUAUUCUGUCCCCGCCGGCCGCCGCGACGGCAGCAUCUCUCGCGAGGAGGACGCCAACAACAACCUGCCCCCACCCACCUUCACCGCGCAGCAGCUCAUUGACCGGUUCAAGAACAAGACCCUCACGGCGGAGGAGAUGGUCCUCCUCUCCGGCGCCCACACCGUCGGCCGCUCCUUCUGCUCCUCCUUCGUCGACCGCAUCUGGAACGGCAACACUCCCAUCGUGGAUGCAGGGCUGAGCCCGUCGUACGCGGCGCAGCUGCGGGUGCUAUGCCCGUCGAACACGUCGCAGGCGACGGCGCCGAUCGACCCGGGCUCGCCUAACGUGCUGGACAACAACUACUACAAGCUGCUGCCGCGCGGCAUGGGGCUCUUCUUCUCCGACAACCAGCUCCGGGUCGACGGCAACCUCAACGUGCUGGUGAACCGCUUCGCGGGGAACGAGACCCUGUGGAAGGAGCGCUUCGCGGCCGCCAUGGUCAAGAUGGGCCGCAUCCAGGUGCAGACCGGCAACUGCGGCCAGGUACGGCUCAACUGCAACGUCGUCAACCCGACGUCGUCGUCGGUCAGCCUGGCGGGCUCAGUCGAAGAGGACGGCCUCGUCGCCACAAGCUAG